AUGGAACAUGAAGAUCUUUCCAGUACUAAUCUGGCCAAUUUUUGGGGAAAUCAUGAUUUUGGUAUGGAGAGUGUCGAAGCGUCGGGUCUUUCGGGUGGUUUACUUUGUUUAUGGGAUAGAGGGAUUUUUGAUGUGGUUUCUUCGGUGAAGGACAAGAAUUUUCUUCUGGUCAAUGGGAGACUAAAAGGGUCUCAAUAUGAAAUUAAUGUUAUAAAUGUAUAUGCCCCUCAAAACGCGGCUGACAAAUUGAACCUUUGGAACAAGAUAAGAGAUACGAUGGAAGGUUUUGAAGGGUUAUGGGUCAUUGUCGGGGACUUCAAUGCGGUUAGGUCUCCAGAAGAACGUAGAAACUCCAAUUACAAGAACACAUGUGCCAAAAACUUUAAUGAUUUCAUUAAUACUGCUGGUCUUGUGGAAUAUAACUUGAACGGUAGAAAGUACACGUGUGUGAGAGAUAAUGGCAGGAAGUUAAGUAAGUUAGAUCGGUUCUUAGUUUGCUCAAAAUUAAUUUUUAAGUGGCCAGAUGCCUGUUUGAGGGGUUUAACGACAAAGUAUUCAGAUCAUUGUCCUUUAGUUUUAACGGUAAAUAAGAAAAAUUUUGGAGCUAAGCCUUUUAGAAUUUUCAGCUCAUGGCUUGAGGAACUGGGCUUUCAGGAGUCUGUUGAAAAGGCUGUUAGUCUCUUGGGAUGUAGUGAUGGGCCUGCGGAUAUCAGGUUAAUGAAAAAAUUCACAGUAAUCAGAAGUGCUAUAAAAGAAUGGAGGUCGGAGCAUCUGAAAAAAGGGAAAUCUUUGCCAAAGCGGAAGAAGAAUUAG
This is a messenger RNA of Helianthus annuus (common sunflower), 813 nucleotides long. RefSeq lists its product as uncharacterized. Lineage: Eukaryota; Viridiplantae; Streptophyta; Magnoliopsida; Asterales; Asteraceae. The coding region runs from base 1 to 813 and encodes 270 amino acids. The record is from RefSeq and is a predicted model, not a curated record. Gene Ontology annotation, molecular function: catalytic activity. The transcript has a single exon.